AACCACCCUGCCACACAACAGCAGCUGCAGAGCCUCUCUGUGAUCUCUCACCAUGUACGCCUUCACAGAGUAUUACGAUUACUACAAUUACAGUGAGAACUUUACUGACCUUGUCAAUGCCACGGUGGAUUGUCCCAGCUCACACAUGAGUGGCUCCAACAUCUUCCUGCCCAUACUGUAUUACAUGAUAUUCCUCACAGGCUUCCUGGGCAACCUCUUUGUGAUCUCGGUGGUGGGCAGCAAAGGUAGGAAAAGUGGGCGUCUGGUGGACACUUUUGUUGUCAACCUGGCCCUGGCAGACCUCGUCUUCGUCCUCACUCUGCCUCUGUGGGCCAUCUCUGCAAGCCGCAGCGGCCACUGGGACUUUGGGGCUGCUGGAGACCUUCUGUGUAAACUGAGCAGCUUCAUCAUAGCUGUGAACCGCGUCUCCAACAUCUUCUUCCUUACCUGCAUGAGUGUGGACCGCUACCUGGCGGUGGUGAAGCUGAUGGACUCGAGGUACCUCAGGAGCAGCAGGUGCAUCCGGGCGACAUGUGCUGCUGUGUGGCUGAGUUCUCUGGUGCUGGGUAUCCCAUCUCUUCUGUACCGCAGAGUGGAGCCCUCAGGGGAUGGACUCUUCUGCGUGGAAGAAAACAACUCACCCAUUUUUCUGGGCCUGAGCCUCGCCAUGGCUUUACUCACUUUUGUUAUCCCUGUGUUGAUCAUCGUGCUCUGUUAUGGCACCAUAAUGAUGUAUCUCAAUCAGAACUGUGCUGCCAAUCCUCGGGCUGAAGCGCGGCACAGGCACUCCCUGAAGAUGGUCCUCUCCAUCAUAUUGGCCUUCGUGGUGUCCUGGCUCCCCUUUAACAUCUUCAAAGUCAUCAUUAUCAGCGCGAAGCUCUCCGAAGCUGACCUGAGUUGUGAAGCUGAGUCUUGGCAGAGUAACGGGCUCCUCUUGUCGGGAUGCCUGGCCUUCCUCAACAGCUGUGUGAAUCCGGCCAUUUACUUUUUCCUGGACAAUCACUUCAGACGAAGUGCCCAGAACUUGUGCAAGAGGUUCACAGGGAAGCAGAAGUUCCUGCAGAGCCACCACUCUUCAGCCUCUUUCACCAAUGUUGACACUUCAGAGAGCUGUGGGGCAGUCGGUGGGAGAACUCGGCUCCAGAUGUGUGAGUAGGAGGAGAGGACAUUUUAAAUAAUUUCACUUUGAAGGGAGAAAAGUGCUUUAUGUCGUGCUCAUCGUGAUGAUAAGAGACUUUGUGCACAUUUUUCUCAAGGGAUAUUUGAAUACAAAGUAAAACCAGACACAUGGCAAUACAUUUUUUUUGAGUAAGUACAGUUUUGUGAUUUUGCUUUGUCAUAUAUCUUCUGUAUUCUCAUUUACAACAAAUAUGGAAUAUGCUGUUUAUAUCUGCUUAUGGUGCACUAUGCAGUAGUUUAGAUUUAGGAGUCAGUAAUUGAUAUCUUAUUGUUUUAUGAACAACCUUAAACCAUUUGUAACAAAAGUAGAUUGAAAUUGUUUGAAUUAAGAGGUUUAAAUAUAGUCUUUAAAUAUGUAGAAUAACUGAAGUUGCAUUUUCUUAUCUUGUAUAUAUAUCAAAAGCAGGAAUGUAUUAAGUUGCAUUAAAAAAUAAAUGCUGAAAAAAUAUUCCUCUCAAACAAACGGUACAAAGAUGUGAGUUUCACUGCAAUCCUCAGCAUAUAAAUAGCUGCAGCUUUAAACCGUGGCAUGUGAAGUCAAUACAAUGAUGUUUAGUCAGAAUAUCUAUAAUUGAAUCUAAAAUGAAUUAACAAAAAUGUCAGGUUAUUUUAAUUUAAAUAAAUGUUGUUAUAAACAUGUUUGGAGCUUGGCAGCAUUUUUUUUAAUAAAUGCUGUCAUUACUAUUCAGUUGUAGUUGCUUGUUCUUACAUUCUCUAAUAAGAAAUAACAUGUUGUUUCCCUUUGUAAAGUAAACUAUCUGUUGUUUUUUGCUAUUUUAAAUGAUAACAUGCAGAGCCUUGUACAUUUUUUUCUGCAGUUCCCUACUGAAAUGUUUCUAAAAUGCUGUUUUAAAUGUUUUAUUAAUUGUAAGUUUUAAAGCAAUAAUUCACAGAUUAUGCAGAAAUUCGCAAUACAACUUCCUAAUGUCCAUGUGUUAUAAUGGACAAAAUACGUAUCAGCAUUAGCUAUUAAAAGUGUUGUUUUGGUGUUUCUAAUUGUAAUAAAAAAAAAACAUUGUACAGUAA
This is a messenger RNA of Trematomus bernacchii (emerald rockcod), 2205 nucleotides long. It is a transcript of the gene gpr25, whose product is annotated as G protein-coupled receptor 25. Bases 53 to 1156 code for a protein of 367 amino acids. Gene Ontology annotation, molecular function: G protein-coupled receptor activity. The record is from RefSeq and is a predicted model, not a curated record. Gene Ontology annotation, cellular component: membrane. The transcript has a single exon. NCBI's taxonomy places the organism in Eukaryota, Metazoa, Chordata, Actinopteri, Perciformes, Nototheniidae. Gene Ontology annotation, biological process: immune response; G protein-coupled receptor signaling pathway.